CUGGACUGACUUCAGUGAAUUCAUUAGCGGGCUCUUAGGCCAGGAGGAGGGAAGGUCCUGCCUGAACCCCAGGCUCGUCACUGGAGAGUCCGUCUCCAGCAUGAACACAGAGGCUGCCUCCUGCACUUCAAGAGGCCACGCCAAAUCUUUGCAUGGAUUAGUCGUUAACAAUGGGGUUAAUAAUGAUAAUGGCACAAAUGUCCUGUGCCUGCAUGAGCUACACUUAGGAAAAUCUGCCAGCACUAGUGCCGUGGCCAGCAUCCUCACCUUCCACAGUGUGGUACCCAGCUAUCUCAGCACCUCUGCCAAAGAUGCUGCAGAUGUUGUCCAGCAGGUCUCUUUUCCUGCCAUCUCAGGAGCAAGGCUGGUGAAUGAUGUGCAGCAAGGAAUCACAGCUGUGAAUAACCAGCAAAUUCCUGGGAGGAGAGCCGGGUACCAGCUGCCGUGGAACACGUCUUUGCAGUGGUGCAGUCUGAGGCAGCUCCCUGGGAUGUUCUGCCUUCGGCAGGAGCAAAAGGAAGCUAAGCCAGGGCUGGAGAGUGUGGACCAGACCUGGGCCAACAGGACCUGCUGGGUCCCACAGGAGCCCGGGGUGGCACCCCACAGGUUUCUGUUCUUGAGGAUGCCCAGCGGGGAGGGCCUGCCUAAAGGAUGGGUGAAGAAUCUGCUGAUGAGGACUCUAAUCAGUUUUGAGCAUCUCAGAUGGUGUUCACUGAUGGAAAACAUCGAGUGGGAAAGCAGUGAGCACCGGGACUGA
Molecule: messenger RNA, 757 nt
Organism: Chiroxiphia lanceolata (lance-tailed manakin)
Lineage: Eukaryota; Metazoa; Chordata; Aves; Passeriformes; Pipridae
Exons: 7
Coding region: 101-757 (218 amino acids)
Source: RefSeq, a predicted model, not a curated record